This is a messenger RNA of Chaetomium fimeti, 2276 nucleotides long. RefSeq lists its product as uncharacterized. NCBI's taxonomy places the organism in Eukaryota, Fungi, Ascomycota, Sordariomycetes, Sordariales, Chaetomiaceae. The transcript has 2 exons. The coding region runs from base 141 to 2147 and encodes 668 amino acids. The record is from RefSeq and is a predicted model, not a curated record.
GCGUUUUCAGACUUUUAGCUAGCUUUUGGCUUGAUGCCAUUCCCGACAACAUCUGGUGCACCGCGCAAAGAUAUCAUAACACCAGCACUCCAGGACGAGUCUUGUCAUUUUCCAGCCUCAUCCGUUUUUGCGCGCGAACAAUGGAUUUUUUAAAACGGUGGAACGAACAUAGGCGUCUGCGAGACACGAGGCGCAAGAUCUGGUGCCAGGUGUGCGAUCACAAGAUCGCCGCGUCGAACACGCCGCAGGAUGGCACCACUGACAUGGCGUUUGCCAACUUCGAGGAGCACUAUUCAAACGUCCACUUUGGAUUGCUUGCUGAAAAGGGCGGGGAAGACCAGAAAAGGGAAUUUAUCCAAGUUCAGUGGGAGGCUGCGAAGACACACAAAAGCCCUACCCCGUGCAUCAAGAGGGAGGCAUCGAAGUCUCGGAGUAUGUCGCCGCCGAAGCGGUCCAUGCCCCGACCCGCAACGCCCCCAGUGGAGGAAGCCGAUGCGACAGAGACUAUCAAGCAGCUCGAGACGAUGCCCAUCUCCGAGGAACAGCUAGUGGCCGAGGUGAAGGGUAUCUACGCUGGCCUCGUUUUAGUAGAGAGCAAGUGCAUCGAGGUCGACAACAUUCAGAGCUCACAAACUAGCUCCGCCAACAAGCUCGAGCCCGAUCAACGGCAGGCCUUGAUCACCCUCCACGGGAGCCUAAUUUACCCACACUACGACCCUUCUUUCGUAUCUCAGGAUCCCUCGGCAAGCCCAGCACUAAGAAAAUUGGCUGCCAAGUACAGCAUGCCCACCCGCAUAAAUAACGCGAUGGCGAGCACGUCCCGAAAGGCUGUGCCUUCAGCCCUCCCGGCUUCGCAGAAGAAUCAGAGCUUUGGACGACCCAGUUCGCACUCGACCGAGAUCCGUGACCGCAGAGUAUGUGGAGUCAUCAACGGCACGCAGAUCAGGGCCAUCCCAGAUACCGGGGCAGACGAGUCCUUCAUAUCAGCCAGCUUCCUGAAAAGGCUCAAGCGCCGGCAGCCAGCAGGACCGGGGAUGGGCAUCCAAGAGGUUGAGGCCAGGGACGGGCCCACUGUGCGGCUUGCUUCAGGCAAAACCGUCACAUGCACCAGCACGGCUUCCAUCCCGUGGACAUUCGAAGGCGAGAACCGCACCUAUCGGCUCGACUGCCGUGUCCUGCCAAAAUGCCCCCAAGACCUGAUCCUCGGCGACGGCUUCCUCCGCCUCACCGAGACGCUGACCAGCUUCAAGCACCGCAUCUCGACCACGCUCCGGUCCCUGGCCACCAAGAAACUCUUCCGACUAAACUACAUGGGCCAUGACAAGCGCCGGCUCUGGGGCCACCUCGACGGCGACCCCGUGGCGGCGCUGCCCGAUUCCGGAUCCGACAUCAUGGCCAUCUCCGCCGACUACGCCCGCAGACGCGGAUUCCAAAUCGACCGCGGAUACGACAACCGGGUCAUGGUCCAGUUCGCCGACGGCUCGACGGCGUGGACGGACGGGGUCGUGCGUGAUCUGCAGUGGGAGUUCGGGCUUACCGACGACUCGAAAGUGGCAUGCGACUUUUAUGUCCUGGAGAACUUGCCCGUCGACGUCCUCUUCAACAGCGACUUUGUGUUUGACUACAAUGUGUUUGGCCAGCACGACAACUCUCUUUUUUCCUACGGCGGCUUGCUGGAUGUGCUGGACCUGUGCAAUAUUCGGUUGGUUGGGCGGUAUUACAGAAAACAUACGAAGCCCCAGGAAGAAGGUUUGAUCGAUGUGACUUCCCCAAAUGCUUUCAGCCCUCUCAUGGUCCAGCGUGAGCUCGCACGCCGCGACGCCAUCCGUGAUAUCAUGGCCGGGCUCCCGGUGGCCGAGCGAGCCUCGGCGCAGCAAGCCGAGGUCGAAAGGCAGCGGCAGUGGGAGCAGUGGAGGGCGGAACACGCGCAGAGAUGGGCGAGCACUGCCGGUCUUGGUUCUCGGCCGCUCCGACCAGAACCAGCUAUGACGGCACAAACCUCGCAGCAAGUCGCCGCUGCGAGUUCCGGAAGAACGGGGGUACUCGUGCGAGCCGGUCGUUGGGCGUGGAAGAAUUGCAAGGUGGCCUCGAUCCCCCUUAUGCCGUUGCGGAAGCGGGUUGCGGAGUCUGUUGUUGUGGUUGUUUGAGAGAGACUUUGAUCCGCACUUGGGGACGUUUUAGGGGUCUGUUUUUAUUACAUCGUAACUGUUGCAGUCAUCUCAUUUAAUGCUAGCUAUCCUAUUCAAUGCGAGUCUGUUGUACCAGGCAAGUUGCAC